Triplophysa rosa is the source of this 5158-nucleotide messenger RNA. RefSeq names its product calponin 3, acidic b (gene cnn3b). The record is from RefSeq and is a predicted model, not a curated record. Lineage: Eukaryota; Metazoa; Chordata; Actinopteri; Cypriniformes; Nemacheilidae. The transcript has 7 exons. Bases 719 to 1711 code for a protein of 330 amino acids. Gene Ontology annotation, molecular function: actin binding. Gene Ontology annotation, biological process: actomyosin structure organization.
UUUUGUUAUAUAAGAGGGAAUCAUAUUCAAGCGAACAUCCUGUAAGUGUCAGAACUGAAAACGCCCUUGUUACUGAAAUUACAACUGUUAUUGACACCAGGCCCAGCGAACGCCAGGUCCUGGAAUGCACUUAUCUAUGACGUCAUUGAUAGGUUGAACACCACCUCCACAGAAAAAUAUCAACGACUACUUCUCUAGCCCCGCCCACUGGUUUGCGCAUGACAGUACUGAAGUAACACAAGUUGCGCGGAACCAGAUAGAGCGAGCAAGCAAUAAACAUGCUGUUAAAGAUCGCAAAAUAUUGUGGAGUCAGUCCCUGGUUGUGGAAGAACACAGUCGCUGCAUAACCUUCCUUCGGAUUCCGACAUUAGUAAUGUGUGGUUGAAGUUUAUCUUUAGAGGUUCCAGCUCACGUGGGUAAAACAUUACCGCGGAUUCCUUUGUGAACAAGGCACAGGUUGACGAUGGAUUUGAGGAGAGACUAAAAUUAAAAAGCAGUGCUGUGCCGUCAAUAUUGGAUCCGAUAGAAAAGGAGCAGCAAUCUUAUGUGAGUACAACAUUUUUGAACAUUGCGUCACUAUUGCUUUGUUAGAGAUUGCUUGAUAUGCCCUGUGUAACCUAACAUUACGUCUCUAACCAAAUUCACAGCAGGCUCCAACUAAGUUUACUACGCAAACUGCUAUCCAAUCAUAGCAGUGGGCGUUUACUUCCAAGUCUUCAUGGCAGAACGCCCAUUCAAACCGAUCGUUUGUCAAGCCGGCCUCAAAACCCGGAUUGCUCAGAAGUAUGACCCACAGAAGGAGGAAGAGCUGCGGUACUGGAUCGAGGAUGUUACUGGCAUGUUGAUUGGAGAAAACUUUCAGCUGGGUCUGAAAGAUGGAAUCAUACUGUGCGAGCUCAUUAAUAAACUUCAACCAGGCUCCAUAAAGAAAAUCAACCAAUCCAAACUUAACUGGCACAAGCUUGAGAACCUGGGCAACUUCAUCAAAGCCAUUCUCACUUACGGUCUGAAGCACAAUGACAUCUUUGAGGCCAACGAUCUGUUCGAGAAUGGGAACCUGACUCAGGUCCAGACCACACUCCUUGCCCUAGCCAGCAUGGCGAAAACCAAAGGUAUGGAAACGAAGGUGGACAUUGGUGUGAAGUAUGCGGACAAGCAGUCGCGCCACUUUGACAAAGAGAAAAUGAAGGCUGGUCAGUGUGUGAUUGGGCUACAGAUGGGGACAAACAAAUGCGCUAGCCAGGCUGGGAUGACCGCUUACGGCACCAGAAGACAUCUCUAUGAUCCGAAGACUCAAACAGACAAACCCUUUGACCAAACCACGAUCAGCCUGCAGAUGGGCACCAAUAAGGGAGCAAGCCAGGCCGGCAUGCCAGCUCCCGGCACCAGGAGGGAUAUCUUUGACCAGAAAGUAGCACUCCAGCCAGUGAACAACUCCACCAUCUCACUGCAAAUGGGCACUAAUAAGGUGGCGUCUCAGAAGGGCAUGAGUGUAUACGGGCUUGGCAGGCAGGUAUACGACCCCAAAUACUGCGCCUCGCCCACUGAGCCCUCCAUCCACAGCAACGGCAGUCAGGGCACCGGUACCAAUGGCUCGGAGAUCAGCGACAGUGACUACCAGGCCGAAUACCAAGGGGAAUAUCACGAUGACUACCAGGCAGUUUACCAUGAUGAAUACAGAGGCCACUCUGACCACGGCACUGAUUAUUAAACUGCUCGAGAGGAAUAUUUUUGGGUCCUUGCAUCAACAGAGCACAAAGGCUUUUCCCCCUCGCUGGCCAUUUUUUGAAAUGACAAAACAGAAACCGAUGUUUAAAAUGGAGCCUUUCCUUUAUCAUCAUUCCACUAUUGGGUUACACUGUAUUUUUUAGGUAGCUUGAGAAUGGAGUAAAAAAAAUUUAAUGAAUUUUUUAAAAAGUUGAGGUGGGUUGGUGAAACAGUGCAUGUAUUUAUCAAAUGUCAAUUAUGACAUCUCGAGCCCAAUCUGUAUCCCUACUCUUUGUAUGUCUCCAUUGAGCAUGGUGCUCUGAAUCUGAUGUUGGAUUUGGUUAAAGGGAUACUUCACUCAAAAAUGAAAAUUCUGUCAUCAUUUACUCACCUUUGAGUUGUUCCAAAUCUCUAUAAAUUUGAUGAACACAGAGAAAGAUAUUUCUAUUAAUGCUUAUAACCAGACAGAUUUUGCCCCUCCAUUGACUACUAUAGUAGGAAAAAGUAUAACGGUAGUCAAAAGUGCCCCAGAACUGUUUGCUGUCCUACAUUCUUCAAAAUAUCUUCAAAAAAAUGAUAAAAUAAUUUUAUCUACUAUGGGAGUCAAUGGAGUUCAAGAACAUGUUUGGUUAUAAGCAUUCUUCCAUAUAUCUUUCUCUGUGUUCAUCAAAACAAAGAAAUUUAUAAAGAUUUGGAACAACUCGAAGGUGAGUAAAUGAUGACAGAAUUUUCAUUUUUGGGUGAAGUAUCCCUGUAAGCAUGGUAAUCUCAGUGCUUUUGAACUCUGUACGCAGCAUUUAAUAAAUUGCCAUACUGCCUACUGUGCACCAGGGGAGGGAGCAGACAUCCAGAAAGACCGUACGGUUCCCAGGCUGAUUUAAGCAUUGGAGAAUUUUUUUUUUAGUAUUUUAUGUGUAUUUUUACUUCUUGCUUUUAAAUCAUUUGACCAAGCCAUGCAUUGCUAAAUUGUGCCAUAGGUCCUGUAUGUGUUCACACGUCCAAACUCCUGUUCCCUGCCCCCUCUUACCCAUCUUGUAUUUAUUGCCAAAAAUGCUCAAUAGACACCCCUGUUCUGUUAAAUUGCUCUUUUUUUAUAAAUAAAGUUUUUAAAAUUUUCAAUCAAUUUGGUUGUUGUUCUGGCUAAAUCAUGUCUUUAGUUUUAAAGCUGUUACUUUGGUCUUCAAUGUUUUCUUUCUGGCACUUGAUGUAAAAAAACGGAUGAAGAUGCAUCGGUGGAAUCUUUAUAUCAUCUCUGAGCCAUCCCGGAAAUGAUGAACCCUUACAGCUGAACAAAGGGGUAUGAGUGAGUCUGAAUGGUGCCUUGUGUAUAGGAAAACUAAGUUCUGUGAUUGAGAAUGUCUAACCGAGUCUGGAUGAUCUCAGCAGUAGUGAAGCCUAGAGAACAAGGACUCGCCAGUCUAAUGGGUUCAUGAGAAAAGCACCAUGUCUCCCCCACCUCCUCCCGUAAACACGCUGGUGCUGAAUAAUCCCUGCUUUGUGUGCCUGUGGAAUUUGGCUCUGAUAAUGCGGCACUCAAUUAGACAGGUCUCCCCUAGCAACGUUCUUUUUGUAUCUCAUGUGACUAUAAGCAGAUUGAAAACCUAUACCUGUUAUGGAAAGAGCUUCUUGGUGGAUUUCCUUGCUGUGUGUAAUUUUAACCAAAACUUAAAAUAUAAUUUAUUGCUGAUGUGUUUGUCCGUAAAGUACGUAGUCUAAUGGGAGAGAUUUCUUUUUAUCAGGCUCUGUUCACAAGAUGCAGGGAAAUGAUCCUUAUAAAGAAAAUACAGGUUUCAUGUCUUUUCCAAGAGCUCUAAAGAUAUUUUUUUACACAUUAUAACUUUUAAUACCUACAAGAAUCAAAUAAAGGAUACAGACAAAGACAAAUCAAGUUAUAUAAUACAAUUUCCCUCAUAAAGGUUAGACUUGGAUAAAAAUACCUAAUGCUGCUCUUUCAUCUAAUGAAAAUAAAAGCCGUGGGUUGUCCAAACAUGAUAAAACUAUUCUGCCUGACAUCUCGUUUUUUACAAUUUAGAAGAAAUUUUGUGGAAGAGAUUAAGAAUGAAGGGGAUUGAGUAAACUAACUUAUUAUUUGGGUGAACGUUCACUUUAAGACAGAAGUUCAAAAAUGAUGCAAGGCAGCUCUGCAAGUAUCUUCUAAUGACAUCAACCAAAUGUUUUUUUUUAAUUGUAUGGAAAAUAACUCUGCAGAGAAGAACAGUCAUUUCUGUAGCUUAAGAUAUGUAGUUUUAAACUAAAUAUUCGUUUAUGUGGUGUGAAAUUUAAAAGCAGAUAAAUGAUUUUGAUAAACACCAGAGUUGUGCGUUUCUCUGUCUGAUAAUGUCCCUCUCAAACGCAGCGCUAUUAUUUUGCUUCAGAAACCUCAAGAGCAUCUCUGAAAGCAUUGAAGUAACUCUAAACCUGAAAAAGUUGAAUGCCUGUGGAAUUAGCUGCUCCUCUUCAAUUACAAUAGCAGAACUGUACAUUCGCCAACCAUUCUUAAGUCAUCUCAAUGAGUCUUUACACAGUGUGUGAAUACAUCACAGCAGGCCUGGCUUCACGUAAAAGAGGCUAAAUUAGUUUUUUACCUCCUGAUGAAAACUUUCCACUUGUGGCUCAAGGAGAAUUUCAGCUGUAUGCUUCUGCUGUCGGGGGACGUAGACUGGAAAAUGUGUGUCACUCUGAGCCCCCUUCUCUCUUUUUAUGUCUCCUUUCUCCUCAGUAUUGAAUUUUAGGCUUUGGACAGAUAUGACUAAGUUUUCUGCUUAUUAAUCAUAGAAUAGCAACUAAAUGAAAACGUCACAAGACUGCCACAAUAUCAGAUAUUAUUUUGAUAUUCAGGCCAGGUUUCACAGACAAGGCUUAAGGCUAGUCCCAGACUAAAAUGAAUGUGUGACCUGUCUAAACUGAAUGUAACUUACCCAGAAAUAUCUUAAAAUAUAUCAGUGCCAUUGUUUUGUCACAAGAUGCUCACCAGUAAUGUAUUCUUCUAAGGUAUUUUUAUAAACGCGACAUAAAUAUCUUAAUUCAACUAAGGCAUAGUCCUGGCUUAAGAUAAACUGUGUCUGUGAAACCGGGCCCGAUUGCAUUUUUAAGGAAAAACAAUAUUGGUCAAAUUCAUCUUUAAUUUAGUUUAUUUUGUGUUUUUUCUUUUUAGGCCAAUGAAUACCACUCAAAAUGUGUGUGUAGUGAGGCAGAGAGAGAGAGAGAGCGAGAGAGAGAGAGAGAGAGAGAGAGAGAGAGAGUUUGUAACCAUUGUGACUCUUAAGGCAAAUGUUUAAACAAGUUCUUAAUUAUUUUGCGAUAUUAUGUGUAAAAUUAACGCAAUAAUCGAUAAUCAUGGUUUUUAAUACAACAGUUAUUGUCAAUAAUGGCAUAUUGUGACAGCCCGAAUUGUACAUUGACUUUUUGUGUAGUUUGUUAAUGUUAUGUAAUAAAUGUAGAUUUAAAUGUG